Messenger RNA from Nothoprocta perdicaria, 3967 nucleotides. It is a transcript of the gene TGFBRAP1, whose product is annotated as transforming growth factor beta receptor associated protein 1. The record is from RefSeq and is a predicted model, not a curated record. Gene Ontology annotation, cellular component: membrane; cytoplasm. The transcript is spliced from 11 exons. Bases 12 to 2612 code for a protein of 866 amino acids. Lineage: Eukaryota; Metazoa; Chordata; Aves; Tinamiformes; Tinamidae. Gene Ontology annotation, biological process: autophagy; intracellular protein transport; vesicle-mediated transport.
CAGGAGGCACCAUGAGCGUCAAGGCUUUCAAGCUCGUCUGCGCUGUGGAGCGGGAGAUGCUGAUGGGAGACAAAGCUCACAUCAACAUCGAGUGCAUUGAGUGCUGUGGGAAGAACCUCUACAUUGGAACCAAUGACUGCUUUAUCUACCACUUUCUCUUGGACGAAAAGAUAUCAACAGCUGGAAAAACAACUUUCGCUGCUACCAAGCAGCUGCACAAAUACCUGGGCUUCAAGAAGUCCGUGAGCGAGCUAAAAGCAGCGUCCGCCCUCACCAGGCUGCUCGUGCUCUGCGACAACACGAUAACACUAGUGAACAUGCUGAACUUGGAACCCGUGCCCACGGGCGCCAGGAUCAAAGGAGCCGUGACCUUCACGCUGAACGAGAACCCCGUGAGCACCGACCCCUUCUGCGUCGAGGUCUGCAUCAUCUCCGUCAAGCGCCGCACCAUCCAGAUGUUUGUGGUGUUUGAAGACCGAGUGCAGAUAGUGAAGGAAGUGUUCACCCCGGAGCAGCCCUACGCCGUGGCUGUAGAUGGGCACUAUUUGUGUCUCGCCCUUACCACGCAAUAUAUCAUAUUGAAUUAUGACACUGGCAGCUCCCAGGAUCUGUUCCCGUACUGCAGUGAUGAGAGGCGGCCGAUUGUGAAGAGGAUAGGCAGGCAGGAGUUCCUGCUCGCCGGGCCUGGAGGGCUAGGGAUGUUUGCGACCGUGGAUGGCAUUUCCCAGCGAGCCCCCGUGCACUGGUCGGAGAACGUGAUCGGAGCAGCGCUCUGUUUUCCUUACGUGGUCGCUCUGGAUGAGGAGUUCAUCACCGUGCACAGCAUGCUGGACCAGCAGCAGAAGCAAACCCUGCCCUUCAAAGAAGGUCACAUUCUGCAGGACUUUGAAGGCAGGGUAAUUGUGGCUACUAAUAAGGGUGUAUAUAUUUUGGUGCCGCUCCCUUUGGAAAAACAGAUUCAGGAUCUUCUAGCCAGCCACCGAGUGGAAGAAGCCCUCGUCCUUGCAAAAGGAGCUCGAAGGAAUAUCCCAAAAGAGAAGUUUCAGGUAAUGUACAAACGAAUCCUACAGCAAGCGGGUUUUAUUCAGUUUGCACAGCUUCAGUUCCUUGAAGCAAAAGAGCUCUUCAGAAGCGGCCAGCUCGACGUCCGGGAGCUCAUCUCUCUCUACCCCUUCCUGUUGCCUCCUUCCUCUUCAUUUAUACGGUCUCACCCCCCUCUGCACGAGUACGCUGACCUAAACCAGCUGACCCAAGGCGACCAGGAGAAGAUGGCCAAGUGCAAACGGUUCCUCAUGAGCUACCUGAACGAAGUGCGCAGCACCGACGUGGCCAACGGCUACAAGGAGGACAUCGACACGGCCCUGCUCAAGCUGUACGCGGAGGCGAACCACGAGAGCCUCCUGGAUCUGCUGGUCUCCGAGAACUUCUGCCUUCUCACAGACAGCGCCGCCUGGCUGGAAAAACACAAGAAGUAUUUUGCCCUUGGUCUCCUGUAUCAUUACAAUGGUCAGGAUGCUGCAGCACUUCAGUUAUGGGUGAAAAUAGUGAAUGGGGACAUUCAAGACGCCACGCGUUCGGAUCUCUAUGAGUACGUGGUGGACUUCCUCACGUUCUGCUCGGACCAGGAGCUGGUGUGGAAGUACUCCGAGUGGGUUUUGCAGAAAAAUGAAGAGGUUGGAGUGCAGAUUUUCACUAAAAGGCCUUUGGAGGAGCAGGAAAAGAACAACAUGAAUCCAGAUGAUAUCAUMAGUUGCCUUAACAAAUACCCUAAGUCACUUGUUAAAUAUCUAGAACAUUUAGUGUUGGAAAGAAAAAUAGAGAAGGAGAAGUACCAUACCCAUCUAGCUGUCCUGUACCUGGAAGCAAUACUGCACUUGAAAUCAGUGGCGACAGAUAAUUGUACAGAAACCACCGAGCUGCUGCUUAAACUGCGCAGUCUUCUUCAGAAAUCUGAUCUCUAUAGAAUUCACUUUAUUUUGGAAAAAGUCCGGGGCACGGAUCUCCACAUGGAAAGCGCCAUUCUGUACGGGAAGCUGGAGGAGCACGAGAAGGCCCUGCACAUCCUGGUGCACGAGCUGAGGGACUUUGGSGCCGCGCGGGAGUACUGCGCGUGGAGCGCCGCCAGCAGAGGACCCCGCUACCGCCGCCGGCUCUUCCACAUGCUCCUCGGCGCCUACCUGGGCGGCAGCGGCGGCGCCGCCUCGGACGGCGCCCUCGUGGCGGCCGCCGUGGACCUCCUGAACGGCCACGCGGCCGAGUUCGACGCCGCGCGGGUCCUGCAGCUGCUGCCCGAGAGCUGGUCCGUGCAGCUGCUCUCGCCCUUCCUGGCCGGCGCCGUGAGGCAGAGCGUCCACGCGAGGAGGAUGAGCCGCGUCGCGCUGGGGCUGGCGCACGCCGAGAACCUCAUCUACAAGCACGAGAAGGUUAAGCAGAGAGGACCCCCCAUUCUUCUGUCGGAUAAGGCGGCCUGCCAGGUGUGCCAGAAGCCCUUCUGCGAGCCCGUGUUUGUGAGGGACCCGCACGGGGCCGUGGUCCACACGCACUGCGCUGCCAGCAGGCACCUCAACUCAAACGUGGCUCCUUGCUCUUCCAGCUCCAGCAAUCAGACUUGAAACGUGUUCCCCAGGGCCUGCAAGGUCCUGUGACUUUUUACCACGUUGGAAGUGGGCUGGGAGAGGAACAAAGUGCAGCUGCUCUAGGUAUCAAUCAAGGCAAAGAGGUAGCCCUUGGCUCGAUGGGAAGACUUUAGCAAAUAUGAAACGUGGCCACUUACCCUCUUGUUUUCUAAUGAAUGUAGAUAGAAGAGAAAAUCACUACCAGAAACGGAGAGCUGCAAAUAUAGGCUCAUCUGUACAUAGUAAUGAACAAUUAAAGAAAACGAGCCAUUUCUUCACAGUAAAGAUGAAUGUUAGAGGGACGCAGCAAGGGGCUCCUUCAGGAAGCAUCCCUUUGCACUGGCUGCGGUGCUGAUGGUUUGUGGAGGUGCAGAUGGCCUGUGGCAGGUGGAGCUCCUGGGACGUUACGUGACAAGACCGGCACGAUGCAACUCCUCCUGAAGACAAGAAGAUUUAUUGGUUUCAAUGCUGGCUGCAGCGUGUCCUCCUUCGGGCYGGAUUCUCUUCCCUGGGAUCACGUUAUGAACUUGUAUUUUGCUCUACAAAUUGUUGGCUUUUGCACUUUUCGGUAUCUUUUGUUUCCUCCCCUCUCCUCUGCUGUAUAGGGUUAAAACAAACUUAAGCACUGGUCUCUUAGGUUUCUACUCUUACAAUUAAUGUAAUAAACUCGGUGGGAACUGAUAGCCUCAGUCACAGGUGUGCUUGAAAAAGAAAUGAAGUUGGAUUGGCUGGUCAGACUAUAGUCACUUUUAUAUGAGGGGAGAGACUUUAAUAUUGACUUAUUUAUUAAUAUGCAAAUAUACUGUACAUACAAUUGAAUAAAUUGAUCUUAUCAUAGAAUUUGCUUGGUGUAUAAAGAUACAGCUGGUAUGUGUACAGGUUGUGACGAAUGUUUGCUAUAACAUCACUUAGCCUCAACUAGAGGCUCAACAGGACUCAAGUCCUAUUAGUCCUUGCAGMUGACUUUGUGCAAUCACAUUCCCAGAAGGAGAAGAUGUAAUGGGGAAGAGACCUGCCCAGGGGCACUCCAGUGUUACUGCAUUUGUUGUAUUUUACUAGGUAUUCUGUGAAUUAAUACUCUUCAACAACUACAGAAUAAUUUUACUGCCCCAAUAAGUGUUUGAGAUCCUAUUUAACCAUUUUUAAAGCAAUCAGUUUAAAAUAUGCACUUUCCUUCAAGAGCGGAUUAGAAACAAAGAUUUUUCUUUAAUUAACCUGAGUAUUUAAAAGUCAAAGUAUUUCUCUUAAAUCUGUAAAGCUCUAAUAAACGUCAGCUUACWGAACAGCAGAGUGGAAGGAAGAUGCCUCCUCCCUGCUGCUGUAGUGUUAACAAGUUGGAUUUCUGGAUUCCA